UGGGUCAAUGAUUUGCACAAGGUAACUGUCUUGGUAGAAGGGAAGGUCGGGAUUCCAACCCAGUCCCUGAGGUUCCCAGGCCCGACAUAUGAAUCAAACGACCAAGACAUCACCCAAUCAGUAUUUAUUAGACGCCUACUGCGGACGAUUGGUCUUCACGCAGUUAAGGCGAGAAGGGGUGGUGAUGCGCGGGCCGCUGCGGAGACCCGGAGCCCGCCGCGGAUCACGGGAAUUUGGCGCCUAUUUUUUGUUGGCUGGGUGUUCUCGCCGGUGAUUGGGUCUCGGCAAGGCGUGCCGGUGCGCUCGGCUGCGGCUGCUCCGUCGACCUUGGCAGGACCGGGCGGUGCAGGACUCACUCGGCUGGCCUCCCGGGGGAUGGGCCACCAGGAGUCUCCGCUGGCCCGGGCGCCGGCGGGAGGUGCAGCUUAUAUAAAGAGGUUAUGUAAAGGGCUCAGCUGGCGCGAACACGUGGAAAGCCACGGGAGUCUAGGAGCCUGGGCCUCCCCAGCGAGCGCCGCAGCAGCAGAAGGAUCCGCUGCCCGCCGAGCUCCGGCCACCACCUCCCGCGCUGCUAGGUCCCGGAGGCAGCCGAGGCCCGGAGCGGACCAUCCCCAGGCAGGGGCUCCAGGGGGGAAACGGACCGCCCGGAAGUGGAGGUGCGCGGGCCAGGUCACAAUCCAAGGUCCCGCUCCUCCGCGUCCCAGGGCCGGACGGAGGGAUGAGGCAGGGGGGGCCCGGGCAGCGCCGUUGCUGCUCCCCCCGCCGCCCGCAGCCAUGGAAACGGGGAAGGACGGCGCCCGCAGAGGUACACAAAGCCCGGAGCGGAAAAGGCGAAGCCCAGUGCCGCGGGCGCCCAGCACGAAGCUGAGGCCGGCGGCGGCGGCCCAGGCCAUGGAUCCGGUGGCGGCCGAGGCCCCGGGCGAGGCCUACCUGGCGCGGCGACGGCCGGAGGGCGGUGGCGGGUCCGCGCGGCCGCGCUACAGCCUGUUGGCGGAGAUCGGGCGCGGCAGCUACGGCGUGGUUUAUGAGGCAGUGGCCGGGCGCAGCGGGGCCCGGGUGGCGGUCAAGAAGAUCCGCUGCGACGCCCCGGAGAACGUGGAGUUGGCGCUGGCUGAAUUCUGGGCCCUCACCAGCCUCAAGCGGCGCCACCAGAACGUCGUGCAGUUUGAGGAGUGCGUCCUGCAGCGCAACGGGCUAGCCCAGCGCAUGAGUCACGGCAACAAGAGCUCGCAGCUUUACCUGCGCCUGGUGGAGACCUCACUGAAAGGAGAAAGGAUCCUGGGUUAUGGUGAGGAGCCCUGCUAUCUCUGGUUUGUCAUGGAGUUCUGUGAAGGUGGAGACCUGAAUCAGUAUGUCCUGUCCCGGAGGCCGGACCCAGCCACCAACAAAAGUUUCAUGCUACAGCUCACAAGCGCCAUUGCCUUCCUGCACAAAAACCAUAUUGUGCACAGGGACCUGAAGCCAGACAACAUCCUCAUCACAGAGCGGUCUGGCACCCCCAUCCUCAAAGUGGCCGACUUUGGACUAAGCAAGGUCUGUGCUGGGCUGGCACCCCGAGGCAAAGAGGGCAAUCAAGACAACAAAAAUGUGAAUGUGAAUAAGUACUGGCUGUCCUCAGCCUGCGGCUCGGACUUCUACAUGGCUCCUGAAGUCUGGGAGGGACACUACACGGCCAAGGCGGACAUCUUUGCCCUGGGCAUUAUCAUCUGGGCAAUGAUAGAAAGAAUCACUUUUAUUGACUCUGAGACCAAGAAGGAGCUCCUGGGGACCUACAUUAAACAGGGGACUGAGAUCGUCCCUGUUGGUGAGGCGCUGCUAGAAAACCCAAAGAUGGAGUUGCACAUCCCCCAAAAACGCAGGACUUCCAUGUCUGAGGGGAUCAAGCAGCUCUUGAAAGAUAUGUUAGCUGCUAACCCACAGGACCGGCCUGAUGCCUUUGAACUUGAAACCAGAAUGGACCAGGUCACAUGUGCUGCUUAAAAUUCAGGGCUAAGCAUUUUGGGUGAUUUUAAACUAGGUCGAUUCCUCGGGACCCACAGUCUCACCACGUCUCCUACAGAGGACAGCAGAGGGUACAGGUGGUGGCUUGGCCGGUUGGCGAUCUCCCGACAGCUGGAUCUCCGGCAAUGUGAAGCUUUUGUUUGGGUUUUCCUGCUUCUUUUGUUUUGCUUUCUUUUUUUCUUUUUCUUUUUUUUUUUUCCUCUUUCCUUUUUCUUUUUUAAUUUAAACCAUUGAGACUUCAGAAGAGCAGGAAGCAAUGCUGUGGACAGGCACCAAUUUCUUUAAAGAAAUUCAGUGUGGACAAGGCAUAUGUAUAAAUUUCAGUUGUACUUCUUGUAAGGGGUUAGGGAGCUAUUUUUGGUUUUGUCCUUCACUUUCCCUCUGUCUUCCUUCUUUAUCCUUCUCUCAGUUCUACUUAUGACACCUCACUUCCCCAGAGAAGGCGUGCCUCCCCAUAGGGAAUCUGGGGGUUUCUCCUGGAAUGGGGCAUGAGAACACAAGGAGGCCUCUGGGCCACGCCUCCCUGCCAGAUGCAGGAACUCCCGGACUCCUUGGUGGGCUGGCCCUGGCUAGCCCUUGGGCCUCGGAGAUGAUCAGAGGCGAAGAACCACCUGGAAGAGGAAGGCCAGGGUUUGGCCAGGAGAACUAAGAAGGUCUCAAGUCCAGGCUUUGUUCUGUUUAAGCUAUUGGGAGCCCCAGGCCACACCAGGACUUACAGUGGUGGGAUCCAUUCCUCUUCCACCCUGUGUUGCAGGGAACGGGGAGGUAGGGGUGGAGGGUGACCAUCUUGCACUUGCUGACGGUGGAGCAGCCAUCCCAGUGCUGUAAGCCUGCCUUUCUGUUGGGAAAAACUGUUGUGCCAAACUGUGUGGAACACAGCUGGGUCUUCAGCAGGCAUCUGUCACUACCAUGAGGUCAGCACUUCUCACCUAACUGCCUCCUGGAUUGUCAUCUUCCCACAUGUGUCCCGUAGUGUCCACGUGUCACAGAGACGGCCUGAGGCCCUCAGAUCUGGUUGUGACUUUGCCAUGAUAACAGGGUGUCCUGCACUGGCUGCCAUUGUCGUGUCCUCACAGUGAAGGGCGUGCCCUGUGUGCCGGGGUCCGUGGUGUCAUAUGCAGUGACACAUAAUGUCAAGCGCCAUUUCCCUCACCCCUGGAGACUUACUAUUAGCUGCCUGCCCUCAGUAUAGACGUAUCCAAUGGGAAAACAGCAGACCUGCCCAGAGCAGGGAGGUGUCGUGGGACUGGGUAGACCCCCUGCAGCGUUAGGGGCCCAUUUGUGGGCUCCCCACCUUCAGGCUUCCCCAGCCGUGAUGCUUCAGCCCCGCCACCCAUGCCUGUCUGCUGCAGCCAUCCUUGCACUCUGCAGCGACACUUGCAUCUCCCUAGGGGAAGCCUCCCUCCCCCGGGCUGCUGCUCUGAACCCAUCUGCUCUCCCCCUGCAAGAAGGAGCAGUGCUCCUGUGUUUUCCCUGUCUGGAUUUGCCUGGCCACUCCGAAGGCUUUUCACCCCAUUAUGGCCACAUAGUAUAGGGCCUCUGGGGAGGGGGAAGGGAAUCCUUUUGUGUUCGUUUUUGUUUUUUGUUUCACCUAAACCAGCAUAGGAUUGAUAGGGGAGAUGGUUGAAGGGCAUUUCCGUUUCUAUGUGACCAAGGCAGGGGCUUUUACCUGCUAAACAGCAAUCCUUUGGCCCUGAGAAUUUGGGAGCGAACAGUGCAUCAGGCCAGGCUCAGCAACGUUUGCUCACAUUCUUUCAGCCUUCUCUCACCCCCUUAACACCAAGCUUUCUUCCUUGUGAGCGGAAGGUUGACUGCUAUUAGCAGGAUCCCACAGGUGAUAACCAGGCCCUUCCCUUCCUGGGCCAAAACCCCUUGUGACUGCCUGUCUCUCCUGUCUCUGACGUCUCAGGCAGCCUCCUGAGUGCACUGAGUUGUAGCCAAGAGGAUGGGAACAGCAGCGUCCCCUAAUUGCAGUGCAUGUUCGUUCUCUGCCCGCCACCCUGCCUUCUCUUGGGGGCAGCUGUCUCUUUGUACAUGAGCAAAUGCGAAAAACAGUCUCCAAACCCAGCACCCCCGUCCCUGGCUGCAGCCCACGCCGUAACAUCCCUAGUGAGGCUCCAGCCUAAUGAGCCCCUUAUUUUCUUUUUCUUCCCUCCCCAGGUCCCGUAGCUCUAACUAAAUAGUAAGUUCUUGGAGCCAUCGUGCUUCCCCUUUGUUAUUUUUCUUGCUAUCAGAAUAGCAAGAAACAGCACCCCUGUAGGUGUCAGGUGGGCAGCCUGGUAGGGGUCACCAGCCUUCAUGCCCCCUCAUCUUCCAGUUCUUGCUUACUGGCAUGACUUCUUUCCGUAGCGUAAAUGCAGGCCAGCUUUUUAGCCCCAAGUGCCUGCCCCUCCUCCUUAUCUCUCCCCUGCUUUCUCAAACACUUGCCCACCUCAGGCACUCAGCCGACUCCUCCAUGGUAAGAGAACUGGCCAUGGCUCAGCCCCACGUAGCACCUGUAGUCUUCUCAGUGCCACUCUCCCCUGUCCCCUUGUGAAUCGGCUUCCACUUGCUGUCGCGUCCCCACUCCUGCGUCUUCACUGGGUCUCAGGCUGUCAGUAGCUCUCUGGUGUGUCAGCUCAGCACCGCCAAGUUUGUAGGACCUGUCCAAGUUCUAGGAGUUUUCAAACCUCAAAACGGCAGUCAUUCAUUCUCCUUGGGUCUGUGGCAAGGAUAGCCCAUUGGAGGGGGGCUCUUGACCUCGGCUGUUAGGGAUCUCAACUUGGUUUUCCCAUCAGAAGAAUCAGCAGGACAGAUUGUAGUGCCUUAUUCCAUUGUCCUCCCCUGACCAGGCCUCCUGGCUCAGCUGGAAGUGCGUGGCUUCUUUCUCCCUAUCUGUGUCCUCUGUCACUUGCUCUUUCACUGUCUCUCUCAUUCCCAGAGAGCCACGGGGGAGGGAUCACCCUUUCACCCCACACACCCUCUUCCUGAGGGCCGUAGCCAGGUCCACAUCUCCCCACCACCACCAGGGCACUCACUUGCAGCUAUAGCCCAGGACAGAAAAACUGUGCUUUGGACAGGUGCACACUCUCUGCCUCUUACCUCUAGCCAGGAGGAUGCCUCAGUCUGUUCAUUCGAGACUGGCCCCGUCUGAACCCUCUCUGGGCACUGGGGACUAAGGUUGCAGGCCUUAGCCUCGUCUCAUCCCAGAGGCAUUGGGUCAGGAGAAUGGGAAUUUUUUUCCUCCCACCUGGACAUAGUUUGCCCCUGUGGCUGCCUUUCUGAGGGAGUAUAUUAAAUGUUUACUUAAGAAACACCCUGUUUACAGUCAGAGGAGAAACACCCAACACUGGGUGGAGAUUUGACUCUGGACAGGGCCUGGCCUCCUUAGUGGCACUGCCAGGGGGGCCCCUAAGUGAAUGAGGGCAGAGGUGCCCCGGGCAGGGGCGAACGCCCUCCGCUCCCUCUGCUCCCGACCCUGUGGUGCUAGGACCACUCCCCGCCUUCCUCACAGCCUCCUUGCGCUGCACAUUCCCCACCUCCACAUUCCCUUCCUCCAAGAUCUCAGCUCCUUAACAUAUCAGUUGUCUCCUAGCCUAGAAAACCAGUGUUUGGAGCAAUAAGAUGAUUAUUUUUGCUUGAAUCUUUUUCUAAGAGAAGGAAAAGAGCUGGCAUUGUGGGAAUUUUCUUUUUAUGCUGUUAGCUGUUUACCUUCUUAGAAGACAUCUUAAUAGGAUGGAUGUCUGGGUUUUAGCCUUGGGGUAUCUUUUGGAAACUUAGAAAAGCAGGAGUCAGGCUGCCACCCCCUAAGGAGGGACCCUAACUUUCUGCCCUUGCCUGGUUCCAUGUGGCUCCUUCCAGCCCUGCCCACCAAGUGCUGCUCCCACUCGCCAUCCUGCCCGUGCGCCCCUCUUCCCCCCACAUCUGGGGGCGCUGGUGGCACUUACUCUUGGUGGGUCUCAGACUAUCCCUCCCGUUGACUGGUUUUCCCUCCUAGGCCUGUCUGGCAGCCCCCAGACAGACAUAGCUCCUGGGAGUCUCGGCCCUGGCAAACUUGGAAGAGCCAAACUGACAUUUUUUAGCUCUUCAGGCCACUGGGUUUUGGAGGCAGAAAUCCAGAGAUACUGGCUCUGCCAAGCUGUCGUACUGGGCUGUGGCACAGCCUUCGAGACAACACAGGUGCAUCUCUGAUCCUGCCCUACCUAGGCUUCGAGGGGCUUCUGUCUGGAGAAAUGCCCUCAAAGGGUAACCAGUAGGUGUGACAUUGAAUUGGCCAGUGUUAGCAUCUACAGCUGUCAAGAGAUGAGUCCAUUGCCGUUGCCUGCCCAAGGGCCCCCUAAGAUUACAGACAGUAUCAGCAGGGAGGCCGUCCUGGUGUUUUUUUAGGAGAGCCCACAGGAGGAAGGGAGCCUCUUCAGGGGCACUGGAAUCUUUUGUGCCAGGGGCUUCUUUUCAUCAGAGCCGGGGAGUACAUUUCAGUGACUUCUUAAAUAUUUGUGUGGGACAGACGAGUGUGAGGGAGGUUUUAAGCCAGGCACAAAGUUAGUUUCAAAUACUAGUUAAUAAAUCUAUUUUUCUUCAUUUCCUUUUUUUGCACAGAAGCUGGUAAUCUAGGACCUACGUGUGAACAACUUUAUAUGAAUAUUUUUUGUACUUGGUUUACUUGGGUUGGUAUGAUACAUUAUAUUUAAGUUCCUUGAACACUGUGGAUCCCCUAAUGUGUAUGAAUGACUGAGGCUUUGUAAAUUAAGGGACGUUUGUGUGAAUAAAGUUAUUUGAUGGGGUCAAAGAAGCCAUAUGUGAUUUGAAAAA
This is a messenger RNA of Chlorocebus sabaeus (green monkey), 6792 nucleotides long. RefSeq names its product serine/threonine kinase 35 (gene STK35). Gene Ontology annotation, molecular function: protein kinase activity; ATP binding. Gene Ontology annotation, biological process: negative regulation of G2/MI transition of meiotic cell cycle; protein phosphorylation. The record is from RefSeq and is a predicted model, not a curated record. NCBI's taxonomy places the organism in Eukaryota, Metazoa, Chordata, Mammalia, Primates, Cercopithecidae. Gene Ontology annotation, cellular component: cytoplasm; nucleus.